Molecule: messenger RNA, 849 nt
Organism: Lasiodiplodia theobromae
Lineage: Eukaryota; Fungi; Ascomycota; Dothideomycetes; Botryosphaeriales; Botryosphaeriaceae
Product: Eukaryotic translation initiation factor 3
Exons: 4
Coding region: 1-849 (282 amino acids)
Cellular component (GO): eukaryotic translation initiation factor 3 complex; cytoplasm
Molecular function (GO): translation initiation factor activity; RNA binding
Source: RefSeq, a predicted model, not a curated record
AUGUCGAAAGUCGCAGGACGCACCGACUGGGCCGAGGAGGAGGACGAGGACCAGCUCGCUCUCCCGGCGCCCCAGGUCGUGAAGAACAAGGACGGCACCGAGACGUUCAUCAGCUACUACGUCCGCGAAGAUGGCAAGAAGGUCAAGACCACCCGCCGCAUCAAGAAGACGGUCGUCAAGCAGGUCGUGAACCCCCGCGUCGCCGAGCGCAAGCACUGGGCAAAAUUCGGCAACGAGAAGGGCAAGCCCGCCGGCCCGCAGACCGACACCACCAGCGUCGCCGAGAACAUCGUCUUCCGCCCCCAGGCCAACUGGAAGGCCGCCGCCGAUGACAAGAGCGAGCACGAGAAGAAGAAGGCCAACCUGAAGGACGCCAAGAUCAAGUGUCGUAUUUGUUCCGGCGACCAUUGGACCACCAAGUGUCCCUUCAAGGACACCAUGGCCCCCGAGGGCGAGCCCGGCGCCGGCCCUGGCGACAUGGACGAGCCCGAGGCUGCUGGCGCCCUGGGUGGCGGCACCUCCAGCUACGUUCCGCCCCACCUCCGUGGCCGCGCCGGCGCAACCGGCGAGAAGAUGGGCGGCAAGUUCGAGCGGGACGAUCUGGCGACGCUCCGUGUCACCAACGUCAGCGAGUUCACCGAGGAGCAGGACCUGCGCGACAUCUUCUCGCGCUUCGGUCACGUCACCAGAGUCUUCCUGGCCAAGGACAGGGAAACCGGCCGUGCGAAGGGCUUCGCGUUCGUCAGCUUCGCGGACCGCGACGACGCCAGAGUGGCGUGCGAGAAGGUGGACGGCUACGGAUUUGGCCAUCUUAUUCUGCGCGUCGAGUUUGCGAAGAAGUCUACUUAG